AUGAUGGCCCAAUUUAUGAUGGAUCUGAAAACAGAACCUCGUCUUAGCCCAUCGCUCUACUCUCCGGCCUCGCCAAAAAUGGCCGACAGUCCCAGCUGUCGCCCGCAAUCGACCGAUUCGGGGGUGCUGGACCUUUCGAAGCGCCGCGAUUCCCUGGAAACAACCCGCAAAACUCCCUCGCCAUCGUAUCACUGCUUCAGUGACGCCGGUGGCACUCCGCCGCCCAGCAACCACAGUUCCCCGCAGUGCGAGGCCGGUUCAACCCCCGAGGGCUCCAUCCUCCUGAACUACAGCGAGCUGAUCCGGGGUCGUCGCUUAUCGCCCACGAAGUCUCUGCUCCACUUCGAAGAUAUUCACCAGCAGCACCAUCGUCACCACCAUCAUCCGCUUGCGGCACAACCACCGACACCGGUUAUGGCUCCCAACCUGUCCCCUGCCUUCCACCAUGCCCUGGCGCUGGCCCAGAAACCGCCCACCGAAAGCCUCCUGCAGCAGCACCUUCUCCAGCGAGGCCCUGCUCUGCCAUCGUAUCUACUUUCCGGAACCGCACUCCAGACCCAUCACCACCAGACCCAUUAUCAUGGCCAUCAGCAGCAUCAGCAGUUUGGCGGUCCCCCGCCGCAGCAGCAGACGGCGGCGGUGGUGCAUCCGUCGGUGACUCCUCUUUCGCCCAGCCCGAUUCGCGUGCGCGAGAUGGACGCCAUUUCCGAGUCCGGUUCCGAGGGGACGGCUCUCGUCAGCUCGAGCGAGCGGAAGUCGAACAAGGACGAGGCACCCAAGGGCGGCGAUGGGGCGCAGCGAGGCCCGAACCAGUACCCGAUGGUGGUCGGUCGCGAUGGCAAACUUUCGCGCCCCUUCAAGGCGUACCCGCGGGACCCACUGAGCCUUGCCGCCGGGUUCGUGGCCAGUGACACCAUUCUCGAUACGAACUCGGCCGAAAAGUACAACCUGUUCCGGAAGCGCAUGCUCGAGCAGAUCCAUGCCGCCAACGGGGGCCAACCGACGGUUUCGAACCCGAAAAUGCGCCGCCUAGCGCUGCCGGGAUCCGACGACGACAGCAUUGACAGCAGCCAUCACAGUGACGAUGACGUCACGCGUAGCACUGCGUCGUCUGUGGCAGGAAAUGCGCCGACUUCUGUUGCCGUUGUUGGUACGGCCAACACGGCCACCACCACCUGUUCGGGCGCCAUUCCUCCUCUCGUCGAGUCUGAUGGUACUACCGGCUCUGGCAAGGACUCCGCUUACUACGAGCGGCGCAAGAAGAACAAUGCAGCGGCGAAGAAGUCGCGCGAUCGGCGGCGCAUCAAGGAGGACGAAAUUGCGAUCCGCGCGGCGUUCCUGGAGCGCGAAAACAUCGAGCUCAAGUUCGAGCUGGCCGCGGCCCGCAAACAGUUGGCACUGUACGGUGUCACGGCCUCGGUGGCAUCGUAG
Anopheles cruzii is the source of this 1431-nucleotide messenger RNA. It is a transcript of the gene gt, whose product is annotated as protein giant. The record is from RefSeq and is a predicted model, not a curated record. The transcript is spliced from 3 exons. Gene Ontology annotation, biological process: regulation of transcription by RNA polymerase II. Bases 1 to 1431 code for a protein of 476 amino acids. Lineage: Eukaryota; Metazoa; Arthropoda; Insecta; Diptera; Culicidae. Gene Ontology annotation, cellular component: nucleus. Gene Ontology annotation, molecular function: RNA polymerase II cis-regulatory region sequence-specific DNA binding; DNA-binding transcription factor activity, RNA polymerase II-specific.